Pteronotus mesoamericanus is the source of this 4573-nucleotide messenger RNA. RefSeq names its product SH3 domain and tetratricopeptide repeats 1 (gene SH3TC1). Gene Ontology annotation, molecular function: protein binding. The coding region runs from base 124 to 4155 and encodes 1343 amino acids. The transcript has 18 exons. NCBI's taxonomy places the organism in Eukaryota, Metazoa, Chordata, Mammalia, Chiroptera, Mormoopidae. The record is from RefSeq and is a predicted model, not a curated record.
GCCCUGGGUGUGCCUGUCAUCACCUGAUGUCUUUUAUUUGAGGGCCUCUCAUCUGCAGAGCCUAGACGUAGAAGUAAGGCGGCCUGGCAUGCUGAGCCCCAGGCGCUGAGGCCGCGGUCGGUCAUGAAGGACCCAGCAGAGGCAGCUGCGGAGGAGCCGGCCCCGAUGGGGAGGGUGACCGCCGUGGGGCCCUUGAGUGGCAGUGGUGGCAACGGGGCCCAGAGAGAGGCCGCGAGCGCAUCCGUCAGCUGGACACGAGCAGGACCCGAGGAGGCCCAGGCUGAGGACAGAGACGGCGCUGCCCCGCCCCCCGGCGUCGCUCAGCAGGAUGCCCGGACCCCUCCCGGCCAGAUGGGGGCCUACCCAACAGACCUGACCCUGCAGCUGCUGGCCGUGCGGAGGAGGAGCGGGCGGCCGGACCCCGGGCUGCAGCAGGCUCUGCGGGCCCGGCUCCGCCUGCUGGAGAACGACAGCUGGGAGGUGGCCCGCACGCUCGGGGAGCUCUCGGCGCGGCUGCUGUCCAUCCACAGUGACCAGGAUCGCAUUGUGGUGACCUUCAAGACUUUCGAAGAAAUCUGGAAGUUUUCCACCUACCACGCUCUUGGCUUCACUCACCACUGCCUGGAAAACCUGCUCGUGGACCAGGCCUUCUGGCUGCUGUCGCCGGCUGAGGACGAGGAGACGGCCAUCCGGGUCCACGUGGACGAGGAGGCCCUGGGGCUGACGCACGAGAGCCUCCUCCUCCAGGAAGGGCCUUUCUUCGUCUGGGGUCCGGACCUCUACGUGAGAAGGACAACCGUGCCUCAGGGUGCAGGGCGGGGGCCCCUGCCCCUCAGGCGGGCGGCAGGGGCUCCCCCGGGAGAACCAGCCCCAGCAGCGGCAGCAGAAGCAGCAGCGGACUCCCCGGCCCCCAGCCGCAGGCCACCCGCGGAGGAGACGGCCACACCUGCGGGAGAGCCUUUGAUUCCGUUUCAUCAGUGGGCUCUCAGGGUCCCCUGGGACCCCUUCGAGGACUCUGUGGGCGGACCCGUGACGCCGGACGUCCAGCAGAUGGCCGUGGGCCUGGCCUCUGCGGUGGCCGACCACCAGGGCUCGGGGCCUGAAGAGGUGACCUUCCGCCACGGCGACCUCAUUGAGAUCCUGGGCGCCCGGGUGCCCGGCCUGCCCUGGUUCCUGGGCCGGCACGUGUCCUCGGGCCAGGUCGGGUUUGUGCGGACGAGUCUCGUCAGUGUGCAGGGCCACGUGUCUGAGCUGGACAGCGCGGUGUUUCUCGGCGAGGAAGACAGGGCGUUCUUCCGUGAGGCGGGCCGCUUCUCCCAAGUGGACGCCGCGCAGCUGCUGCGGAGGACGUCGGGCACGGACCUGUGCUCCGUGUACAGCCUGGACAGACUGGGAGGAGCCGAGGCUGAGCAGCCAGAAGAGCAAGAAAUGCCUCCUCCUGGCCUGCAUCCAGAGCCACGGGAGACCCUGCAGAAGGUGAAGAAUGUUCUGGAACAAUGGAAGUCCUGCCCCAGCUGCCCCAAGGAGCCGGUCUCCUGGGAUCUCCAUACCGUGCCCAGCGGUGUGAGCUCACCCGAUGACCAGGAGCCCUGCUUCUGCCUGGACGCUGAGGACGACUGGGCCGACCCGGAGGCCCUGGGCUCCCUGCUGCGCUUCUUGGACUCUCCCAGGUAUGAGGCCUGCUUCCGGGGCCUGUACGACCUCUCCCUGCCGGCACUGAGCACCAUGUUCCGUGGCUUCACCGACGAGGAAGAGCUGGCUGGGCGCCUGGCACGGGCCCGGGGGGUAGCCAAGAAGGCGGACUUCCCCAUGGCCCUGGCCAGGCUCUGCUUCCUCCUGGGGCGGCUGUGCUUGCGGAAGCUCAAACUGUCCCAGGCCCGGGUAUACUUCGAGGAAGCUCUGGGGGCCUUGGGGGGCCACUUCGGCGACCUCUUCCUGGUGGUGGCCCUGUAUGCCAACCUGGCCACCAUCCACCUGAGGCAGAAGAACAGGGAGAAGUGCGGGCAGGUGGUGCCCAGGGCCGCUGCCCUGCUCCUGGGGACAGCCGGCCACGUCUGCAGCACCGAGGCGGAGGCGGAGCUCCUGAGACACGGCCUGCGGAGGGCCAUCAGCGGCCAGAGCCCUCAGGCCGAGGCCCGGGCCUGCUUCCUGCUGGCCAGGCACCACGUGCACCUCAAGCAGCCGGAGGCCGCCCUGCCCUUCCUGGAGAGGCUGCUGCUUCUGCACAGGACCUUGGGAUCCCCGGACGCCUUGUGGCCGGCCGAUGGCUACCUGCUCCUGGCAGACAUCUACAGCCGCAAGUGCCUGCCCCACCUGGCGCUCAGCUGCGUCAAGGUGGGCUCGCUGCGGACGCGGGGCUCUCUGGCCAGCUCGCUCCGGAGCGUGGACCUGGUCCUGAGGAAUACCCCCCAGUCCCCGCGCCUCCCCGCCCAGACCGCGCACUACCUCAGGCAGGCGCUGGCCGCCACGGCCUUGAGCCCAGGGCCAGCGCCCCGCGGCCUCCUGCACGCCAGCCUGGCCAGGCUGCACAGCCUCCAUGGGCAGCACGGCCAGGCCAUCUCCGCCAUGCUGCGGGCCGUGGAAGCCGACGCCCAGGUGGACGGCGGCCUGCUCGUGGACCGCCUGGUGGCCCUCGCCUGGCUGCACGUGCUCCACAGGCAGAGCUCAGUGGCCCUGGACAUCCUGGAGUUGGUCCUGGAUGCAGCUGUGGCCAGCGCGGACCAGGAGGGCGUGGUCGCCAACAUGACGGCCAUCGCCCUGAAGAGGACGGGCCGGACCCGGCAGGCGGCCGAGGGCUACUACCGCGCCCUGCGCAUCGCCAAGGCCCGGGGCCAGCCGCGGAACCAGGCGGUGGCCCUGGCCAACUUCGGGGCCUUGUGCCUGCGGGCCGGGGCGCGCGGGCUGGCCCAGCACUACCUCCUGGAGGCCGUGCAGCUCUUCUCGCGGCUGCCCAGCGGGGAGUGCGGCCGGGACUUCACCCAGGUGCUCCUGCAGCUGGGCUGCCUGUACACCUGCCGGGCCCUUGCCCGGCAGGGCAAGUGCUACUAUGAGUGGGCCUUCCUGGUCGCCGUGGAGACGGACCACUUGGAGAGCCAACUGCACGCCGUCCAGCGGCUCUGUCACUUCUACAGCACGGUCAAGCCCCGGGCGGCCCAGUGCGUGGUCUACCAUGAGUUCCAGCUCUCACUGGCCCGAAGAGUGGCCGACAAGGCGCUGGAGGGGCAGCUCCUGGAGACCAUCAGCCAGCUCUACCUGUCCCUGGGCACUGAGCGGGCCUACAAAUCGGCGCUGGACUACACCAAGCGCAGCCUGGGGAUAUUCAUCGACCUCCAGGAGAAGGAGAAGGAGGCAUACGCCUGGCUGCAGGCUGGGAAGAUCUACUACCUCCUCCAGCAGAACGAGUUGGUGGACCUGUACAUCCAGGUGGCACAGGACGCAGCCCUGUACACGGGGGACCCCAACCUGGGGCUGGAGCUGUUCGAGGCUGCCGGAGACAUCUUCUUCAACGGGGCCUGGGAGCGGGAGAAAGCCGUGUCCUUCUACAGGGACCGGGCGCUGCCGCUGGCUGUGACCACAGGGAACCAGGAGGCAGAGCUCCGGCUGUGCAACAAGCUGGUGGCGCUGCUGACGGAAGUGGGGACACCGCAGGAGGGCCUGGAGUUCGCCCACGUGGCCCUGGCUCUCAGCAUCUCGCUGGGGGACCGUCUGAACGAGCGCGUGGCUUACCACCGGCUGGCCGCCCUGCACCACCAGCUGGGCCACGGCGAGCUGGCCGAGCACUUCUACCUGAAGGCGCUCUCGCUCUGCACCUCGCCGCUGGAGUUCGAUGAGGAGACACUGUACUACGUGAAAGUGUACCUGGUGCUCGGGGACAUCAUCUUCUACGAGCUGAAGGACCCGUUCGACGCGGCCGGGUACUACCAGCUGGCGCUGGCGGCGGCCGUGGACCUGGGCCACAAAAAGGCCCAGAUGAAGAUCUACGCGCGCCUGGCCACCAUCUACCACAGCUUCCUGCGGGACCGCGAGAAGUCUCUCUUCUUCUACCAGAAGGCCAGGGCCUUCGCUUCAGAGCUCAACCUCCGCAGGGCCAACCUGGCCCCCCAGCGGUGCUGGGGGCGGGUGCCCUGGCUGGCCUCCGGCGGCCACUCGCCCUGAGGGCCCGUGUUUUGGGUGUGGGGCCUGGCGCUCAGUUUCUGGGAAACGAGGGCAGGGGCCGAACAGCAAUAAAUGUGUUUGCAGCCACCUCCUCAAGUCUGCAGGCCUCCUGGGGAGCGAGCACCCAGGGACGAGGCCCCGACCGGGGGCCACCCUGCUGCUGCACCCCACCCUCAGGUAUAAGUGGGAAGGCUGGGAGUCCCACAGGCCCAGGCCAGGUCCCCUGCCAGGCACUCACACGCGGCCUUGGGCGCAUCACUCACUUGUCCCUCCUCGGAGCCCUUGCCAUGUGUCUGGCGUGGAGUUCUAGCCUCUAACCUUCAGGCCUCCCUGCGGGGUUGGACGGCUGUGGGCCCCUUUUACAGCUGAAAAACAGGACCAGAGAGGUCGGGUGCUUUGCCCACAGUCACACAGCGGG